UAUAUGGGAAUCCACCGCCACUACCGCACUAACACUAUCACUAUAUCCACUAUAUUAGCACUUGGCAUUUUGUUCUGGUUGUAAACCGUAACAACAUAGUAUGUUGUUGCAUGAUUAAAUCAAAUCUGUUAUAAGCGUUUGAUAUCAAGAUUAAUGUGUGAAAAGUAGUACAAAAUACUAUAAAUUGAAAAAAUACAAUAUUGUAAUAAGGGCAUAGUGUUUUCCGUUAUUUUUCAAAGCGCCAUGAAUCCGAAUUAUAUUUUGAGGUUAUGUGCUACCGGCAAACAUUUUGUGAAGUUUCAGCAGAGAUUCUAUUCAAACAGAAAUGUGCUAAAACUUCACGAAAGAGGAAUGUUUCAGGACAUGUUUCCUGAUACUAGUGCAGACGAAAUAAAUAAACUUUUAGUAAAAGCACCACAGUGCGUUUAUGCUGGCUUUGACCCAACAGCAGAAAGUUUGCACAUUGGAAAUCUUCUAGUCCUAAUGAACCUGUUGCAUUGGCAGAGAGGGGGUCAUCAAGUAAUAGCACUUCUAGGUGGAGCGACAGGUCUCAUAGGAGAUCCGAGUCACAGAAUUUCAGAAAGGAUUGAACUGAGCAAUCUUGUUGCCAAAGAAAAUCUUGAAAGUAUAGGUGCUAACAUACAAACGAUUUUUGAGAACCACAAAAAGUAUUUCUGGGUCAAUGAAAAAGAUGAGCUGAAACCGCCAAUCAUUUUAAAUAACUUGGAUUGGUAUCAAGACGUGAAUGUCAUAGAAUUCAUUAGGAAAAUUGGUAGACACUUUCGGCUUGGUGUAAUGAUGGGAAGGACUUCUGUCCAGUCACGCUUGAAUGCCGAAGGUGGUAUGAGUUUCACAGAAUUCACUUAUCAAAUAUUUCAAGCUUAUGAUUGGUUGUAUCUCGCAAAAACACACAAUUGUUGUUUUCAAAUUGGUGGCAAUGACCAAAUGGGGAAUAUGGUCUCGGGCUAUGAUUUAAUAAGCAAAGUAACCAAAAAAAAAGUUUAUGCUCUCACAUUACCAUUGAUAACCGCAGAGGGUGGAAAAAAAUUUGGUAAAUCAGUGGGUAAUGCCGUUUGGUUAUCAUCAAAGAAAUCCUCAAGUUUUCAGCUCUAUCAAUUUUUUGUCAGAUCAAAAGAUUCUGAUGUUGAGAAUUAUUUGAAACUUUUCACGUUUUUACCACUUGGACGAAUCCAAGAGAUUAUGAAUGCUCACCAAAAAGCCCCAGAGAAAAGAGAAGCCCAGCGCAUUCUUGCUGAAAAUGUGAUUCUUCUUGUCCACGGAGAGGAGGGGUUACAUUCUGCACAGGAAACAUCUGCCCUUCUUUACAACAAAUCUAUAGACACUCUCUCAACCAUGAGCACAGACGAGGUUGUUCAAGUGUUCGAGGGUGCUCAAGUUGUGGACAUGAUGUUGCGACCGGGUAUUACAGUCCAUGAACUCGCUAUGGAAACAAAAUGCUUCAAGAGCGAUCACGAUGCCUUAAGGAUUAUACCCGCUGGAGGAUUCCACAUUAAUCAUCAAAAAAUUAUAAACCCCAGUGAAGUUAUAACCAAUGGUAUUCAUGUACUACCAAAUAAAUUGACCCUUAUCAGAGUAGGUAAAAAAAAUUAUCAUAUUAUCAGAUGGUUAUAGUGAACUGUGGAAUUUAAUAAAUUAUGUACAGCCUAAUAAAAGGGUAAAAUGUG
Messenger RNA from Venturia canescens, 1685 nucleotides. RefSeq names its product Tyrosine--tRNA ligase, mitochondrial (gene TyrRS-m). Gene Ontology annotation, molecular function: ATP binding; tyrosine-tRNA ligase activity; RNA binding. Gene Ontology annotation, biological process: tyrosyl-tRNA aminoacylation. The transcript has 3 exons. Gene Ontology annotation, cellular component: cytosol; mitochondrion. The record is from RefSeq and is a predicted model, not a curated record. The coding region runs from base 244 to 1632 and encodes 462 amino acids. NCBI's taxonomy places the organism in Eukaryota, Metazoa, Arthropoda, Insecta, Hymenoptera, Ichneumonidae.